AGUACGUACACACACGCUUACCUCAUAUAUGCGAAUACGUAUACCCUCACCUGUAGUUGUAGGACCGGUAAUGCGACAAGUGAUCGCAUACAUGCAGUUGAGAGUUUACUUUUGAAGCGCCAGGAGUUUCAUUGGACAGUGAAACGAACGCGGAGAGUAGCUUCAGACAGUAAGCGAGGAACCGCCGUAGAGUUUGGAUGCAAAGUUCGUUACCGUUUCUCUUGAUCCGCGAGUUGAUUUAUUUAUUGUUAUAUUUGUUACUUUUUAUCGAAGAGUGAAUAUCAGUGCGCAACGGUAUGAUUCUGCACUCGGGAAGUUUGUUCGCGGUAACUUUUGCCACGAUAUGCAGUUCGUUGCCAUCAGCGAUUCUAGUCAGCGGAAAUCCCGCGAUUAUCGAGGGUACGAAUUAUCGGGAUUUCGGUGAUGUCGGUGACGAAAUACCGCGUGACAGUUAUCCGGAAAUCGAGGAUCCGGCAUCGUCCUCUAGGUACGAAAAUUCAAGGGAGAAGUUUUUUCCGCCCCGAAGACGCAGGAUCGAGAUCGACGAGUUCGAAGGAAAUUAUUCCGAGCUUCAAGUAGUGCCGAGUAGUGCAAACUGGCGGGAUGGAUCCUACGAAUCAGCAUUUGAAGAUGACGAGGAGGAUCCGUUCGAACCGACCGAUCUCCUGCCGAAAAACGGUACCGACAAGUGGCUCUCGAAAUUUCGGGGCUUCACGUUGUCCGGAUUCGUCGAGACGAUAUUCACCCUGGUGGCCAGCGGGAUCAGCUCCAUAGUGAACAACAUCGUCGGCGGUGAAUCGAAGAGCAGCAAACCUCGGCCGAAUCGAGUAACCUACAAGGGUCAUCAGCUGCUCAGGAUAACGCCGACGACCGACAGCCAAGUCGCCGAACUCCAAGAGAUGAUGGAGUCGGGCGAUGACGGGCUAAAGUUCUGGACGCUGCCGGCGAAAAACAGGUCCACAGAUGUCGUUGUCGCUCCGGACAUGCUCAGUGAAUUAAAGGAUUCGCUGAGGGAACAGAAGUUCGGGUUUAAAGUGUUGAUAAACGAUUUACAGAAAACGAUCGCGUAUCAAAAUCCAAAAAUGUCCAAGGAGCAACGAGAGGACUUGGUCACAAGUCAGGGUCACUCUAUGACGUGGAAGCGAUACCACAGAUAUGCAGAUAUAAUCAGGUACUUAGAAUAUCUGGCGUUUACUUACCCCAGCCUCGUGGAGCUAGUAACUAUCGGCCACAGCUACGAGGGACAACCCUUAAAACUAGCCAAAAUUUCAACGGGUCUGACUAAGGACGGAGAGAGUAAGCCGGUGGUAUGGAUCGAUGGUGGAAUGCAUGCGCGGGAAUGGAUAGGUCCAGCGGUGGCGACUUACAUCCUGAAUCAGUUGGUGGAAAAGAAUUCGACCUAUUCAAAAUUGCUGGAAACAUCCGACUGGAUGAUCCUGCCAGUCUCAAAUCCGGACGGCUACGAAUUCAGCCACACAGCUGAUCGUCUGUGGCGCAAAACCAGGAGCAAUCACGCAGACUUAGAUUCCGACAACGAGGCCAGAUCAGGUCCGCUCGGCUUGUUCCACCUGGUAUCUCAUUACACCCGGUGGUUAUUCAACCGGUGCGAAGGAGUCGAUCCAAACCGAAAUUUCGGCUACCAUUGGGGCGAAGAAGACAGCGGAGCGGCCAGCACCGAUCCCUGUCAUGAAACCUAUGCGGGACCAAAAGCGUUCUCGGAACCGGAAACGCGCGCCAUAGCCGACUACAUCCUGGCCAACCGGCAGAGCAUAAGGAUGUACCUCACGCUGCACGCCUACUCCCAAAUGUGGCUUGUUCCUUGGGGCUACACGAAAAUACGCCCGCCAGAUUUCGAGGAACUCGCCAACGUCGCGAGGAAGGCUACGAGCGCCAUCCUCAAGGUGCACGGAACUCAGUACCAGGUUGGCGCCUCCCCUGAGCUCCUUUAUCCUACCUCAGGUGGCUCCGACGACUGGGCGAAGGGGGUAGCUGGAAUAAAAUACGCUUAUACGGUGGAGUUGAGAGAUCGUGGUAUUUACGGUUUCCUUCUACCGGCCACACAGAUUGUCCCAACAGCGCGAGAAACUUGGGCCGGUAUUCGAGCGAUAACUCGCCUCGUGACGUGCAACACUUGAAGAAAAAAUUUUACGGGGAGGGAAUAUGUAAAUUAUAAGAUAAGAGUUACGGAAAUAACAGUAAUUAUGAGAACUGAUAGGAUAUGAGCACUAAAACAAAAUACCUCUGACUAACGACGGAUCUCUGCACAUCCUCGGUGAUAGUUUUUCUUAGCUAAUUGUUACAUUCACCGUAAUUCGGAGUAUUUGAAAAAGGUAACUUUCACCUACCCUUGCAAUCAAACGUGAUAUUCAGAUCAGAACAUGGAAUUUUGGCUGAGUUUUUACUGCCGAGAUUUUCCCUCUCUUUUCAUUGUGAAAUCGGAGUAAAAUUCAAUAUCUUUAACGCAUCUCAUAUUCAAGCAGAAAUAUUGCAACCACAAAUAAUCGUGGAACAUUCACAUUAAUACAUCAAGAUUACUGUUUGCGAGCCAGUUAAAAGUCCUCGUUAAAAUUCAGUGAAAGAUCAUCUUAUAUACACGUAGCAUUCAUAGCAGUGAUUAUGCCAUAAAUCAAAAAAUGCCUAGAUUCGUACUUUUCCUUCUUACCUGAUAUAAUUUACUUUCUUAAUGUAUUUUCACCAUUAAUUCUUGGCAAUAUCAUAUGAUACAACGUUUGCAUAAAUUGGCAUUGAUUUGGUUAUAUACAACGACUGGAAUAACCGUGUUAGUUUAUAGUGUUUCCGUGCUAAGAUAUUGUAGGUUGUUUGAUAUACAAAGACGCCUUAAGCUUAGUUUAAGGAGUGAAUGCAAAUUGCUCAAAGGCGUAGCUGUGACAGCAACUUAUUUAUUACUCGUUGUCUUUGGCCCGCCAACAACCAUCCUUAAUUUGUGUAUACACUGGAGUAAAGGACAAAAGAGAAAAACCGUUGACCGCGAAACCCUGUUAAUACGACGUCCACACGGCAGUAUUUUGUAUAGUUAAUUGUCUGUGUCACUCUGUGGUGUCACUACGAAUUAUUCUCCGUAUUCUGUGGAGGAGAAAAUUGAUUGGUAUAUUAUACGUAGUUAUACAAACCUGUGAACAGAAUUGUAUUCAUUUAUUUACUUAUUUUAUUUCAAUGUUUAGUAAUCUAGUUAAGUUGCUUAGAUUAGCUCUUGCAGUGACAAAAUACAUGUAUGUCACUGUAUGGCGUCACAAUGAAUUAUUCUCCGUAUUCUGUAGAGGAGAAAAUCGAUCGGUAUAUCGUACGUAAUCAUACAAAUCCGCGAAAAGAAUUGUAUGUAUAUUUAUUUAUUUAUUUAAUUUCAUUUCAUUAUUUUACAAUUUAUUUAACUUGCUUAGAUCAGCUGUUAUAGCGACAUGAUAAAUGCAGAUUAAAUUACACUACUAGUUAAUCGUUUGUAUAGAUUUCAUAGUUGUCGAGCAUGAUUAUUGAAGAUUCCUAUAUUUUGCUAAAAGUAUUUCUCUACAUUAUUAAAAAAAAAAGAAAAAAAAAACUCUAGCCAAAAGUAUUUCUCUCCAUUCUUCAAUC
Molecule: messenger RNA, 3588 nt
Organism: Neodiprion virginianus
Lineage: Eukaryota; Metazoa; Arthropoda; Insecta; Hymenoptera; Diprionidae
Product: carboxypeptidase A4-like
Exons: 9
Coding region: 297-2135 (612 amino acids)
Biological process (GO): proteolysis
Molecular function (GO): metallocarboxypeptidase activity; zinc ion binding
Source: RefSeq, a predicted model, not a curated record